Molecule: messenger RNA, 1137 nt
Organism: Daldinia caldariorum
Lineage: Eukaryota; Fungi; Ascomycota; Sordariomycetes; Xylariales; Hypoxylaceae
Exons: 1
Coding region: 1-1137 (378 amino acids)
Molecular function (GO): nucleic acid binding
Source: RefSeq, a predicted model, not a curated record
AUGGCGUCCGGCAACUUCUUGAUCCACCAAGGACGUACUCCUUCUGACGGUGCGGCAUCUCAGGAUAGCCGUCAUGCGAACCGAUUGAAUAUUGGGGCGUCCUCGUCCCCUUGGGUGCAGUCAGUCUGGAGUACUCCUCCUCGUCUAUUGGACCUUCGAAGAGAGAAUCUCAAUCAGCCCGUCUCCAAUCGUCUUAUCGAGGGCCCGGAACAUCUGGUUAACUAUUCACCCUGGCUACAGGACAACACCGCCAGCCCGAAUCGGAGCCCAUUUCUCAACCCUAUUUUCCCAUCUCCAUCUAUUCAGGCAAUCCGUACUCCUCGAAUCGUGACACCGCCGUCCAGUUCGGGAGGUGACCAAGGAUACGUCCCAAUGGGCCAAUGGUCUACCUGGCGCGCCAGAAAUGAACUAUCUCCCGAAGUCUGGAACUUCCAGCUUGCCGCCACGGGCAUAUCCCACAACUACGGCGGCAACAUCUUCCUGUCUUCUAACCAGUCGGCCGACGUCCCCGAAGAGCAGAGCACCUCGGUCUGGAUGACGAACCUCCCGCCUAACUGCACCCACCAGAUGCUCCUGGGCUCUAUCCGCAACUGCGGCAAGGUCUUCGCCACCGUCAUCAACCCGCCGGACGAGUCCACCGGCCGGUACCGCCAGCGCGCGCCGCACACGACCUCCGCGUCGAAGCUCGUGUUCUUCGACCGCUCCGGGGUCGACAACCUGCUCGCCAAGGCGCAGGCCGGCGAGUUCUCGGUCGAGGGGUACGUGCCGCGCGUCAGGAUGAACCGGAUCCGCUCGGCGGCUCGGGACCCCGGUCCGCACUGCCGGGUCAUCCACAUCGAGGGCCCGAGCCGGCUCGUGAACGAGCGGUUCCUGCACGCGUUCUUCACGUCCAAAUUCAACUACGAGCUGGAGGCCGUGCUCACCUUGUCCAGCAACCCGUGGUACACCCGCCAGGAGUGGCGCUUCGGCAGCUUCCGAUGCCAGGCCGAGUCCGCGCGGCAGUCCAUCAACCGCGAGAAGCAGCGCACGGACUUGGCGGACGCCGAGGCGCGCGACUGGAAGGAGGUCCAGGUUUACUUCGGCGUCGACCCUUGCGCUCCCCAGAGUAGCGCGUCGCUCCACCAGGCAAUGGCCUAA